UUUGGGAAAUUACGUUUCUCACGUCACCACCCAAUAAAGAAAGGACUCCAGACCCAUCUCCCUCUACUUUUACACGCCCAAGAUUUCCCGGGACCCUCUCUCUCUCCAUUUUCUUGAUCAUCUUUCCUGAUUCGCGGGUUAUUGAAUCUAUCACCUUCAAAAAAAUUCAUCCUGUGAAGGCUCUCUCUCUCGUUAGCUUCUCAUGAUUCAAGCUCAAUUUUCCUCUGUUCAAUUAAACUGGUAAAUAAACCCGUUUGACUUGUUCUCUAUCUCCCUCUCUCUGUGUGUGUGAAUGUUUUUGUAACCUAAUAAAAUCUGGGUUGUUGUUAAAAAAAAAAAAAAAAACCCUUUCUGAUAUCUUCUGUUUGUUGUAAAGAAACCACACCCUUCUGAUAUCUUCUGUUUGUCGUAGAGAAACCAAAUCUGUAUUUAUCUACCAAUUCAUAUGCAUGUUGUAGAACCCAGUACCAAUUCAUAUGCAUGCGUAGAACCCUAACACUAUAAUUGCAAAUCAUAUGGACAAUUAUAACCAGCCUUCAUCCUCAUACCCAUAUGAUACUGGCUAUGGAUACCCUCAUGUUCCACCUCCAUACCCAAUUCCCAAUUCUGCACCAUACCCACCUUCUGCUUACCCUCCCCCUCCCUCCUCCUAUUACAAUACUUCUCAUUCAGGCCCUCUUUACUAUCAAUACCCACCACCAAAUCUUCCACCCCCAACUUUCCAUUCAGGCCCUUUAGACUAUAGCUAUCCCCCACCUUCACAUUCUUCCCCACAGCAUCCUUGUCCACCAUACCAAACAUACCCGCCUCCCCAAACAGCCAUUCCCUCAAGUCAACCAAGCUUCCAACGCCAGGGUGGUUUCCAAUAUGAUUCACCCCACCACCAUCAUCAACCCUAUCUGCCGUCAGAAAGCUACUCUAAUGUUCCGUCUCGUGCCAGUAGUUUCUCCAGCCAACACCGCCAGGAUAGUAUGUCAUCCGUUGCAAGUGGGUAUACAAGUGGGUAUAGUGAUAAUUAUGAUAAUUCCGGGGAGAAGACCCACAUGUACCCCCCCAUUGACGAUUUAUUAUCUAAUGUCCACAUAUCGGAUAAUGCCGGAUCUGUUGCUGCAUCGCCUCCAGCACCGGCAGCUCCUUCAGUGUCAAAUUCUUUAUUGCAUUCUCAAAGUGCGAAGUACGAAACCCAAGGGAAUUUGUACGGGAAUUUCAAUACUUCAUUUUCGGGUAAAUGGGAUGCAUCUCAUUCGGGUCCGAUGGAUUCCCCUUCUCAUCCUACUUUAUCCCAUUCAAGCUCAUUUCUUGAUUCCCCACAUAGUCAAAGUUUGCAGGUUGUGCCAUUUUCAACUUCUAAGGGGUCCUUAAAAGUUUUGCUCUUACAUGGGAACUUAGAUAUUAUGGUGUACGAGGCCAAGAACCUUCCAAACAUGGACAUGUUCCAUAAAACUAUAGGAGAUAUGUUUGGCAAAUUACCGGGGAAUGUGAGCAGCAAAAUUGAAGGGACCAUGAAUCAUAGGAUCACUAGUGAUCCUUAUGUCUCCAUUUCCAUUUCGAGUGCUGUGAUUGGGAGGACUUAUGUGAUUAGUAAUAGUGAAGACCCUGUUUGGAUGCAACGGUUUUACGUUCCCGUUGCACAUUCUGCGGCUGAAGUGCACUUUCUUGUUAAAGACAGUGAUGUUGUAGGGUCACAGCUUAUGGGAGUUGUGGCGAUUCCAGUGGAACAAAUAUACUCGGGGGCAAAAGUCCAGGGACUCUAUCCGAUUCUUACUGGCAAUGGGAAGCCCUGUAAGCCUGGAGCUGUUUUGAGUCUCUCAAUUCAGUACACACCAAUAGAUAUUGAUAACUGGGGCAUUUAUCGUUAUGGUGUUGGAGCUGGUCCUGAUUAUUUUGGGGUUCCUGGCACAUAUUUCCCCCUUAGGAGAGGUGGAACAGUUACUCUUUAUCAAGACGCACAUGUACCAGAUGAUUUCGUUCCUAAUUUAGAGCUUGACCGUGGGAUGCACUACGUUCAAGGAAAGUGCUGGCGCGACAUUUUUGAUGCAAUACGCCAGGCACGGCGUUUGGUUUAUAUUACUGGUUGGUCAGUAUGGCACCAAGUAAGACUGGUUAGGGAUGCAGAUAAUGCAGCAGUUUACACUCUGGGAGAUCUUUUGAAGUCAAAGUCACAGGAAGGAGUGAGAGUGCUACUGCUUGUGUGGGAUGACCCUACUUCAAGGAGCAUCCUGGGCUACAAAACAGAUGGAGUCAUGCAAACACAUGAUGAAGAAACUCGCCGAUUUUUCAAGCAUUCAUCAGUGCAAGUGCUACUUUGUCCCCGCACAGCAGGAAAGAAGCACAGUUGGGUCAAGCAGAGGGAAGUCGGAACAAUCUACACGCACCAUCAGAAAACUGUAAUUGUGGAUGCUGACGCUGGCAAUAACAGAAGAAAAAUUAUAGCUUUUCUUGGGGGACUGGAUUUAUGUGAUGGCCGAUAUGAUACUCCACAGCAUCCAAUCUUUAGGACACUACAUACAGUGCAUUCAGAUGACUAUCACAACCCCACUUACACGGGAAAUGUUGCUGGCUGUCCAAGAGAACCAUGGCAUGACUUGCACUGUAAAAUUGAUGGUCCGGCUGCAUAUGAUGUUCUGACAAACUUUGAGGAGCGCUGGUUGAAGGCUUCUAAACCCCAUGGCAUUAAAAAGCUGAAGAUGUCUUAUGAUGAUUCUUUACUCAGAAUUGAUAGGAUGCCUGACAUAGCUGGGGUGAUUGAUACUCCUUGCGUAAGUGAGAAUGAUCCUGAGGGUUGGCAUGUCCAGAUUUUCCGUUCUAUUGAUUCAAAUUCAGUUAGAAAAUUUCCUAAUGAUCCCAAAGAAGCUAUUAGCAAGAACUUGAUGUGUGGGAAGAAUGUUCUUAUCGACAUGAGCAUACAUACAGCGUAUGUAAAGGCUAUUCGUGCUGCUCAACAUUACAUCUAUAUUGAAAAUCAGUAUUUCAUAGGGUCUUCUUACAAUUGGAGCUCCCACAAGGACUUAGGUGCAAACAAUUUGAUUCCCAUGGAGAUAGCCCUUAAAAUUGCUGACAAAAUUAGAGCACAUGAGAGGUUUUCAGCUUAUAUUGUUAUUCCUAUGUGGCCAGAAGGCAAUCCAACAGGUGCUGCUACACAAAGGAUAUUAUUUUGGCAGAACAAAACAAUGCAAAUGAUGUAUGAAACCAUAUACAAGGCUUUAGUGGAGGUUGGGCUUGAGGAUGCAUUCACACCACAAGAUUAUCUGAAUUUCUACUGUCUUGGCAACCGUGAAGUUGUAGGCGAUGAAAUGUCAGCUUCAAGUGCAGAAAGUUCUGCUCCUGCAAACAGUCCUCAGGCAUUGAGCCGGAAAUACCGAAGAUUCAUGAUUUAUGUUCAUUCGAAAGGCAUGAUAGUGGAUGAUGAGUUUGUGAUAUUGGGGUCUGCAAAUAUAAACCAGCGCUCGAUGGAGGGCACCAGAGACACGGAGAUUGCAAUGGGAGCCUACCAACCUCAUCAUACUUGGGCAAAAAAAUCAUCUAAUCCACAUGGACAGAUCUACGGAUACAGAAUGUCUUUGUGGGCAGAGCAUCUUGGAACCAUUGAGGAAUGCUUUACUAGACCCGAAAGUAUUGAAUGCGUGAGAAAGGUCCGGUCAAUGGGUGAGGCAAACUGGAAACAAUUCGAAUCCGAUGAGGUGACAGAGAUGAGGGGGCACUUAAUGAAGUACCCGGUUGAUGUUGAUCGGAAAGGCAAGGUGAGGCCGCUUCCUGGAUGCGAAACUUUCCCUGAUGUCGGUGGACAAAUAGUCGGAUCAUUCCUUGCCAUUCAGGAAAACUUAACCAUAUAAAUCCAUUUGAAUCAGCUGAUUCUACUUACCUUCAGUAGCUAUUUUUUAACAUCCAUUAAUUAAGAAGGGUAACAAUGGAUACGAAUACCGAUUCUCAGUCAAUCUAGUGUGAAAAGUGCAGUUUUGAGUACGACUUGUAUUUUGCUUCAUGGUCAUCACCCCCUUUGAAGUUCGUUCCAAUCCUGGCGGCCAUAUGGUAAUCGAUUUUCUGUGUUGCUAAACUUAUACUAGUACCAAGUUGCAAUGUACAGUCAUUUGUUCCCUUAAGUUUGGUUUCCUUUAA
Rhododendron vialii is the source of this 4116-nucleotide messenger RNA. RefSeq names its product phospholipase D gamma 1-like. The record is from RefSeq and is a predicted model, not a curated record. Gene Ontology annotation, molecular function: D-type glycerophospholipase activity. Gene Ontology annotation, cellular component: plasma membrane. Bases 516 to 3833 code for a protein of 1105 amino acids. The transcript has 10 exons. Gene Ontology annotation, biological process: phospholipid catabolic process. Lineage: Eukaryota; Viridiplantae; Streptophyta; Magnoliopsida; Ericales; Ericaceae.